Artibeus jamaicensis (Jamaican fruit-eating bat) is the source of this 5590-nucleotide messenger RNA. It is a transcript of the gene SASH3, whose product is annotated as SAM and SH3 domain containing 3. Gene Ontology annotation, molecular function: protein binding. Gene Ontology annotation, cellular component: cytoplasm; nucleus. Lineage: Eukaryota; Metazoa; Chordata; Mammalia; Chiroptera; Phyllostomidae. The transcript is spliced from 8 exons. Gene Ontology annotation, biological process: positive regulation of B cell proliferation; positive regulation of immunoglobulin production; positive regulation of adaptive immune response. The coding region runs from base 192 to 1334 and encodes 380 amino acids. The record is from RefSeq and is a predicted model, not a curated record.
AGGGCUUCCUGUAUGCUGCUGCCGCCGUGUCCAUGGCCCUCACCCCUAAGCUGCCACUGCAGCAGUCACUGUGGCAGCCAGAGUUUUAGUCCAUUCUGUGCCCCCUGGACAGUGCUGGCAAGGCCGAGCAAGAGGCUUUCACAUCUCGACACCUAGAAGAGUAGGGAAGGAGUGUCCCCGGGCAGAGGACCAUGUUGCGCCGCAAGCCCUCCAACGCCAGUGACAAGGAGCCCACUCAGAAGAGAAAGCUGUCACUUCAGCGCUCCAGCAGUUUCAAGGAUUUUGCCAAAUCCAAACCCAGCUCCCCAGUAGUGAGCGAGAAGGAAUUUAAUCUGGAUGAUAAUAUUCCAGAAGAUGACUCAAGUGUCCCUACCCAAGAGGAUGCUGGGAAAAGUAGCAAAAAGCUGGGAAAGAAGUGGAAGGCCGUGAUUUCCCGAACCAUGAACAGGAAGAUGGGCAAGAUGAUGGUUAAGGCUCUGUCAGAGGAGAUGGGAGACACUCUGGAGGAGGGCUCAGCCUCCCCAACAUCUCCAGACUGCAGCCUGGACAGCCCUGGCCCUGAAAAGAUGGCACUGCUCUUUUCUGAGCAAGAGGAAGGUGAGCUCCCAGCACUCAGCCGCCAAGCAUCCACAGGCAGUGAGCUCUGCAGCCCCAGCCCAGGCUCUGGCAGCUUUGGGGAAGAACCACCUGCCCCCCAGUACACAGGACCCUUCUGUGGCAGAGCCCGAGUCCAUACCGACUUUACUCCCAGCCCUUAUGACCACGACUCACUGAAACUACAGAAAGGUGAUGUGAUCCAGAUAAUUGAAAAGCCGCCUGUGGGCACAUGGUUGGGCCUGCUCAAUGGCAGGCUGGGCUCUUUCAAGUUCAUCUACGUGGAUGUGCUGCCUGAGGAGGCUGUGGGGCCUGCCCGCCCCAGCCGCCGACAGAGCAAGGGCAAGAGGCCCAAGCCCAAGACUCUACAUGAGCUGCUGGAGCGCAUUGGUCUGGAGGAGCACACAUCCACCCUGCUGCUCAAUGGCUACCAAACACUGGAAGACUUCAAGGAGCUGCGGGAAACACAUCUCAAUGAGCUAAACAUCACAGACCCACAGCACCGGGCUAAGCUGCUCACUGCUGCAGAGCUGCUGCUGGAUUAUGACACUGGCAGCGAGGAGGCAGAAGAAGGCACCGAUAGCAGCCAGGAACCAGUGGUGCACACCGUGUCAGAUCCCAAGUGGGACAUUCCACGCGACUCAGGCUGCUUCGAGGGCUCAGAGAGUGGGCGUGAUGAGGCGGAGCUGGCGGGUGCUGAGGAGCAGCUGCAGAGCCUCUCCCUGGCUGGGGCACCAUGAGCAGAGGUGGUGGUGGGCCAAGGCUGGGCCCAAGCAGCACAGGCAGCGGGGAGGGGCCCCGGCUUCCUGAGGUGGCCUGGGCUGGACGACUGGCAGAGGACUGGUGCCUAGCCUGGCUCUGCUCCCCUUCACUCCCCACAUGGCACAUAGGGCCACAGCAGCUGGCCAGAGCCCUGCAGGCUUGGCUGAAGUGGAUAAGGAGCCGCUGAAGGCAUAUCACACCUGCCAAGCCCCCUUUCUCCACCAGCUACUGACAGUAGAGACCGCUCUGGCCAUGGCUACAGCAAGUGGGGCACUGAGAGGUCACCACACUCAUUUCCCUCACCACCAAGGCCUCUAAAUCCUCCUCAUCCCCACCGUACCUUCCCCUGUAGCACUGCUCCUGAAAAGGAGGCAAAGUGUUUCAGAUCAGUGUCAGGACUGUGAGGAAGCUGGCCAUUUAAAAAUAUUCUAAUUGAUCACGGAUAAAUCCAGAUUGUCCUCAAUAAGGUUUGAAGAAAGCCAUAUGCACCUUUCCUACUUUCCUUCUCCUUAACUUUCUGGGAGAUUUGGCCACUAAAUCACUAGGUGAGGUUAAUCAAGUGCCUUCACCAAUCUGGGUUUAGACCUGGCCUAGAUUAGAAUGGAUAGGUGCUGAGGGCCUUGCCAACUCUGACAUUCUGUGACAUUAAGUGUCUGCUCUCCUGUUACCUGUGGCCCAGGAUACCAGUAGGGUUUACUGAGGGGGCUUGAGGGGCAUUGGGCUCCCAAAUUAAAUGCUUCCACCUGCUCAUCAAUUCUAUAUCUUUGUACAUAACUCAGGCCAAGCUGUGACUUCCUCCAGCUUAAGACAAUGCCCAUACCUCAUAUAAUGUGCACCCUCUCUUUCUACCCCUGACCCCCUCAAAUGACACUUCCCUCAAGGCUGAUGGCAGAUGGUCAGACCUGGCUUCCAAGAAUAAAAUGGUUCCUCAGAAACCAGGUGCAGAUUUGGGCCCAGACUUGGCCUCUUGUAUGGGUCUUUACAAACAAGGAAAGUACAAACUAGACAUUAGGGAAUCCAUUACCCCAACUCUGCUUUGCUAAAGGUUUUGGUGUACCCUGAGCUACAGAAGAGGAAGGAUAGCAUCUGUUUUUUUAAACAAACAUUUUUUAAUUAGCUGAUCUUUCCUUUUUUUGAACAGUUUAUUUUUAGAGAGAGGGGAAGGGAAGGAGAGGGAGAGAAAUAUCAAUGUGUGGUUGCCUCUCAUGUGUCCCCCACUGAGAACCUGGCCUGCAACCUAGGCAUGUGCCUUGACUGGGAAUCGAACCACAACCCUUUGGUUCACAGGCCUGUGCUCAAUCCACUGAGUUAUGCCAGCCAGGGCAGAUAGCAUCUAUUGAUGGGGGCCUCCCUUGAUGCCAGCACCAAAUCUGUGCCCUCAAUUCCAGAGUAACAUUUCCCCAGGACCCAACUGGCUCAGGAACAAACAGUACCUACUACAUCUAGGACUACUGGCUUAAUGGACAUGCUUCUGGAUCUACUACCAGGAACUUUGGUAAAGCUAACUUCAGGGGAAGGGCUUAGUGUAAAUAUGAUGGGGGUGGAAUGAGACAGAUUGGCAGCAAUAAACAUAAAUAAGAUUAAAUUACUGUUUACAGUUAUAUUUCUUAUGGAAAGAGGAUUGGGGGGCAGACUAGUUUCUUUCAAAGCUGGACUCAGCAAAAUGUCCUCCAUUGUCCUUUCAAAACCAUCUGUCCCUCCCCUAAAGAUGCUCAGUGCCUUUGACCCUGCUGACCUAAAGCUUCAGUUUGAAGCCCUCGCUAGCUCUGCCUUUCCCACUAACCAGCCACAAUUGGAGCUCAAGCUCUUAGGUCCACAGGCCUUGCUGGAGUCUAACAGUUGGGAGUAGCUAUUUCUCUUUUCCAAGAGCCUUGAAGACCUCUAUCCCAGUGAGGAAGGGCCUGAACUGGGGAUUGUCCAGUUUCCAAGAAGGGGAACUUUACAUUUAGCUGGACCUUUCCUCUGAAACCACCUCUUCUUGGGCCCUACCCUGUGCUCACUUGAAGCCACACCAUCUCCUGGAAUGUAGGAUAGAGACUAGACUCCCUGGCAUCCUUUGUUUCUGCCAGCAUUAACUGCAUGAUGGAGAGCAAACUGGAGUGAAAGCUUCCAUUAGGGUGAAAACAAAGCCACUCUGCUUCUAGGCUUUGUUCUCUGUUGCACUCAUUCCACUGCCAUUAGUGGCUGUGAACCUUAGGAAAUUGUAAGCAUUAUCCUUAUCAAAGAAACAACGAGAGACCCAAAAGAACUCAAAGCCCCAACAGUACGGAAUAAUGGCUGUGAUUGAGUGAGUACUGACACAUUUUCCAGGCACCAAUCACUUUUCAUUUCUUCUCUCAUAUAAUCAUCAUGCUAUCCCCAAGGUAGGUACAAUACCAUCACCUCAGUUACACAGGAGAAAACUGAGCAUGGGGAAGGAUGAAGAAGUUGAGUAGAAAGUUGAGUAGGAGUCUCCUUAGUCUUCUGGAGGUUAAUCUGGCCCUUUGACACCCUUUGACCCAGCCAUUCCCCUCCAAGGAUAUGAUCCACAGAAAGAGCUACACAAGUACACACAGAUAUAUGGAGAAAGACAUUUGUGACAGCUUUGUCUAUAAGACACUGAAAAUAACAUGAAUGGGGAAUUAGUUAGAUCCAUUAUGGUCUGCUCACACAAUGCCAUAGAGUCAUUAAACAUGAUGUUGUAGAAAAAUAUUUAAUGACACACAGAAAAUCAUCAUUUUUAUUGUUUGAUUUUAAAUUUAAAAUUAUACAUAAAAUGUACAAACAUUCUUAUUGUAAAAGAAAUCCAUGCUAUAUCAUGGGGAAGAAGUAAGUGCUGAAAUAUUAUUUAUAGAGUGAUUCCAUUUUUAUUUAAGAAAAGGAAAACAUACAUAAGAAUAAAGACCAAAAAGAUCUGCACUAAAUGGUAACCAGUGAUGAUCUUGUGAGGAGAGUGGGGUGGAACUGAAGGAGACAUGGAGAGAAGUGUUUACUUCCUACAUUCUUGUUUUAUUUCUAUUUCAAAAGUACCUGUUAUUUUAAUGUCUAUUUUAAACAGAAAAAUAUUUUAAUUAAAAAAAAACAACCUUAAAUGAGUAUGCCCAAGCCUCCGGCCUCCAAUUUGGGGUAGUAACAAAGUCAUUAUCUUGCUGCCUUUUGGCACAAGUUUCUGGAAAAAUGGAGAAUAGGGAGUGAAUAAUGCCCAAAGUGUUUAAAUCCCCCCACACCCACACCAAGGGACCUCAUCAGAGGAGAUGCCCAAACUUUUCAAAACCCUGAGUAGGUCUAACUUGGGGAAACAAAAAUAUCAGAAAAAGUCAGACUGAGAAGAGUAUGUUUUGAACUCCUCCACUGGUCUGGGGAGGGGCUCUGAGUGGCAAAUUCAGAGUUAUCAGGCCCCAGUUUGGUCUGUAUGCUGAAUAUGGGCUCAAAGUAGGGAGUUCUGCUAGGACUGUAAUGAUUGCAGGACUCUGGGUGGGGCAGGUGAAGAGGGGCAUCAACUGCAGGCCUGGGCCCUAAGGGUCAUAAAGGCAGUGCCAGGUAGGGCUAUAGCCCAGGCCUCACUGCUUUUCCUCCAAGCAGGGCUGACAGAACUUCCUUACCAAUCCCAUGGACAUCUAGAAGAUGUCAAGUGACUCCCUGAGCUUAGCAAACCAAGAUCUGACGUCCAAGAUGCAAAGCUGCCACAUACCCACUCACAGCCAGGGAUGUCAGAGGCCCAGGCAGCUCUAGCCUCUCUAGCUCCCCUUGGAAUAAUGGGGGCGGACUGGUUCAAGAGGAUGAUGGGAUUUUUCUUCUGCCCUUGAGUCCUCCUCCAUGGCCUGGAGACAGCAAGUGGAGCUUCUCUAGGGCAGCUGAGGCCUAGUAGUUAGAAGUUAGGGCCCACCUGUGUUCAGUCUUGGCUUUAUCACUCACUUAGCUGGGUCAUUGUGGGUAAGUCUCUUUACCUCAUUUUUCACAUUGAUAAAGUGGGGAUAACAUAAUUAGCCCCUAGAGGUUGUUACGAGGAUUGAAUAAAUUAGAGUAUGUAAAAUACCCAGAAAAUCAAUGUUCAGUGAGUGAUAAUGUGUUAGGUCCCCUAAAUCCUCAAUGCCCUACUAUCUGCAUUUCACUCCCUUCAAGGCCGGUUUCGCCUUGGACCCCAGGUUAGUGUAGUGAUCAAGAGCAAAGGCUUUGAAGUUAAAUUGUAUUCAAAUCCUGGUUUCACCACUUACUAGUUACCUGACUUCAGGUAAUUACACACGUAUAUAUUUCU